GGUUUUCCGCACACAUGUGGGUGCAGCGGCAGCAGCAGCAGCAGCAGCAGCAGCGGCUUCCGUGUAAGCGCUGCGUAUACGUGGCUUAUAUCUUGCUGUAUUUCGUGUGUGCGCGCUGAAACCUCGACUCAAGUGACGCAUUAGCGCAGCGAUCAGCGAGUGAGAUACAUUUGCGAUGUGCUAAUGUGCGAUACAUCCAUCUAAGACGUUCUCGACUUGAAUGAGUGACGUACGCGUAUACAUACGUCAGAAUACGUGCGUAUAUUGUAGACUCGGUCGCCCGCAGCUGUAGCAGGGGACCCAAUAAAGAGCAGAAGCUAAACAAGCAUACGUCAGCUUCAGUUGAGACGUGCCCUCAGCAUCCAGCAGCGAACGUCGUGAGAACAGACGAACACGGGCGGCACUGUACAUCGUCUCUCCGUCGGCGUGCGCGUUCAGCGGUAAAUUAAACUACCGUAGUGAGUGACGGCGUGCGGAUCACUAGCCUCGACGCACGCACUGCACGGAAUGCACGCGCGCCUGACAGCGGACAGGCUGUCUCUAAGCUGAAGCGCCGUUUUAACAGACAUGCCCGCGUUGUUGUUGUCGUCGUGCUUCUAAUCGAUAUCGUCAACGCCAGCGCGAACAACGAAAGUCCUGUAAGGCAAGAGGGUCUCUCACAGAUCGCGAACUUAACGUACUGCGUUCCCGCCGACAGCUCAGCAUAUAGACGCCGACAUUUGGUCGGUCACUGCGAAACGGGACACGCCCCCCACAACGGGAGUUGACGGUAAUCGAAAUAUGGCAUCAGCAGCAGCAGCAGCAGCUUCGAGAGACAGCCGCGAACAGUGAGUGACAAUGGUCGACCCUAUAUUCGAUUACCAGUUUCGCCUCAUCCUGCUCGGCGACAGCACGGUCGGCAAAUCGUCGCUGCUGAAAUACUUUUGCGAGGGAAAGUUCUCCGAGCAUCUCGACCCGACGGUGGGGGUCGACUUCUACACGAGAUUGGCCGAGGUGCGGGCAGGUGUACGCGUGAAGCUGCAGCUGUGGGAUACGGCUGGACAGGAGAGAUUCAGGUCCAUCACGAGGUCGUACUACAGAAACUCUGUGGGAGCGCUCAUCGUCUACGACAUUACGAACAGGGAUUCGUUCCUGCACGUGUCCGAUUGGCUGCGUGAAGCUGGAGAGCACAUGGAGCCGAGGAAGACCGUCUUCCUGCUCAUCGGUCACAAAACAGACAUGGAGAAAGAACGGCAGGUGAGCGAGGACGAAGGUGCGAAGCUAGCGAAAUUCUACGAUGUUACCUUUUUCGAAACUUCUGCAAGAACUGGCGAGAAUAUCGAAGCAGUGUUUCAAGCAAUUGCAACCAAGAUUUACACACUGCUUGAGAAGGGCGAGGUCGGUGUGGAGGAGGGGUGGGAGGGGAUUAAAUUCGGGUUUGGCCGGCCAAUGCGACAAUCGUCUUUCCAGCUACCCACCGCCGAACAAAAUGAAACAGGAUGCUGUUAGCAUCCAAUGAAAUGCCGCAAAUAAUCGGAUACGUUACAACUAUACAUGUGUGUGCGUGUACGAGUUCAUCUAUACACACCCACACCGAAAUAAUUAUUUGUUGUUUUUGACAAAUAAUUAUAUACGGAAAUAUACGGCACGAAUUAUUAGAGAAAUUAUGAAAUAAACUGACAAUAUUUAAUUCGUCAUAGUCAAGUCAUUGACGUUGAUUUCUAAAGUCUGGAGCGAGAACACUAGAAAGCAACAGGCCACAAUACACAUGACAUAGAUAUGACCGCCGUAUAUUUGUUCCAUGUUUAUGCAAUGCGCAUGCACGUGCUCUGUCUUGAUUAACCUGUUAGAGCAGUUUAGUUGCAGCAGUGCUCCGGUUGCUAAGAUACUAGACGAUAAAGAAAUUUUUCUUCAUGGCCGGGAUAUUUUGAGCAAACGGGUUUUCACAUCCAUCCAGCACGGCUAUAGCAGUGUUCACUCUAUUGCCACCGACUCCACCUACCAAAUAUGGGAUUAACUCACGUAUUACGUAUUCUGCUGUCAUGUUUAAGUGAUUGUGUAAAUGUUGUAAUAUAAAGUUGUCGUUACUGACCUACUAUGAGAAUCUUUGUAGAUGGCGAUGUUUAGGAGUGUACAUGGACAUGUAAUUCAACGGUUACAAGAAAAUGUCACAAAGACAUGCGCGAGUCAUUUGCGUUAAAGGUCAGUUUAUACCAGGAUUUGCUUUUGUUUGUAGUUUAAACGUGUAAAAUUACUAUAUUUUGGAAAGAUGUUGGUUUUGAAAGUUAUAUUAAACUUUGUUCGAUACUGUA
This is a messenger RNA of Priapulus caudatus, 2291 nucleotides long. Its product is annotated as ras-related protein Rab-39B-like. Bases 838 to 1488 code for a protein of 216 amino acids. Lineage: Eukaryota; Metazoa; Priapulida; Priapulimorpha; Priapulimorphida; Priapulidae. The record is from RefSeq and is a predicted model, not a curated record. Gene Ontology annotation, molecular function: GTPase activity; GTP binding. Gene Ontology annotation, cellular component: Golgi membrane. The transcript has 4 exons.